Molecule: messenger RNA, 619 nt
Organism: Capsicum annuum
Lineage: Eukaryota; Viridiplantae; Streptophyta; Magnoliopsida; Solanales; Solanaceae
Product: protein CHROMATIN REMODELING 25-like
Biological process (GO): double-strand break repair via synthesis-dependent strand annealing; reciprocal meiotic recombination
Cellular component (GO): nucleus
Molecular function (GO): DNA translocase activity; ATP-dependent chromatin remodeler activity; ATP binding
Source: RefSeq, a predicted model, not a curated record
ACUACAUGAUUUUACUUGCAGGGAAGGGGUCCAGUUCAUGUUUGACUGUGUCUCAGGUGCACUUAGUACCUUCAACAUUAAUGGGUGCAUUUUAGCUGAUGAUAUGGGUUUGGGGAAGACUCUGCAAUCAAUCACACUGCUUUACACUCUUCUUCGCCAGGGAUAUGAUGGAAAACCAAUGGUUAGGAAGGCAAUAAUUGUGACCCCUACCAGUCUCGUCAGUAAUUGGGAGGCCGAAAUUAGUAAGUGGGUUGGAGAAAGAGUUAAAUUUGUUGCUUUAUGUGAAAGCGCCAGAGAUGAUGUUGUGUUCGGCAUAGAUAGUUUUAUCAAUCCCUAUAGUAAUAUACAGGUAUUAAUUGUUUCCUAUGAGACAUUUCGAAUGCAUUCGUCAAAAUUCAGUUAUUCUGGAUCAUGCGACCUUCUCAUAUGUGAUGAGGCUCACAGACUGAAAAAUGAUCAAACACUGACUAAUCGAGCGUUGGCUGCUCUAGCAUGCAAGCGCCGGGUUCUGCUAUCAGGGACACCAAUGCAAAAUGAUCUAGAAGAGUUUUAUGCCAUGGUUAAUUUCACCAAUCCUGGUAUCUUGGGUGAUGCUGCACGCUUUCGGCGUUAUUUUGAG